Messenger RNA from Elgaria multicarinata webbii, 1147 nucleotides. RefSeq names its product leukotriene B4 receptor 1-like. The transcript has a single exon. Lineage: Eukaryota; Metazoa; Chordata; Lepidosauria; Squamata; Anguidae. Gene Ontology annotation, molecular function: complement component C5a receptor activity; G protein-coupled receptor activity. Gene Ontology annotation, biological process: positive regulation of cytosolic calcium ion concentration; inflammatory response; complement receptor mediated signaling pathway. The coding region runs from base 1 to 999 and encodes 332 amino acids. The record is from RefSeq and is a predicted model, not a curated record. Gene Ontology annotation, cellular component: plasma membrane.
AUGAGCCCACCGGAAGAAAGCCACCCUCACCUGCCCUCAUCGGUCGCAAGGGCUUUGGUCUGCACAGUGCUCAGUUUGUCGUUUGCUGUCGGAGUCCCUGGGAAUGCCUUUGUCAUCUGGACCAUUUGUGGAAGAAUGAAGCAAAGGCCUCUGACGGUCAUGCUGGUCCUACAUCUGGCCAUCGCUGAUCUCCUGGUCCUCGUCACCUUGCCGAUCUGGAUUUAUUCCUUUGCCGACAAAUGGCUCUUUAGUCUGGUAGCAUGCAAGGCCCUGGUGUUUGUCAUUUAUUUCAGCAUGUACGCAAGCAUCUUCCUGAUCACGGCCCUGAGCAUGGAGCGGUACAUGGCAGUCUUUUACCCCUUUGCCGUUCAACGGUGGAAGCACAAGACGGCCCAUGUGGUGGUGCCCAUCAUCUGGUUCCUCUCCAUUGCCUUUGGAGCGACCAUCCUCCCGUUUCAGGACACCGAAGACACGGAGAUGGGCCUCCAAUGUGCAGUUCGCAGUUAUGAAACGGCGUCUCAGGAGGUGACCUGCCUCCUUCUGGAAAGUGCCGUGGGCUUUAUCAUUCCCUUUGCCGUCAUCUCCAUCUGCUACGCGCUCGUGAGCCGAAGAAUCGGAGCAAUGACGUGUCCGUCCAAGCGCCGCUCGGCACGGCUGAUUGCUUCGGUGGUGAUAGCCUUCUGCCUAUGCUGGCUCCCACAUCAUGUGUUUAACCUGAUCGAUGUCGCUUUGCUUCUGAAAGAAGAUUUGCAAUCUGGAGCACUGGAGAGGAUUUCAGCCAUGGGGACCUACAUUGCAGGGUCCUUAGCCUUCAUUAGCAGCUGCAUAAACCCUCUGCUUUAUGCCUUUGCAGCCAGGAACUUCCAAAGCAGCGUGAGGUUUACAAGGCUGUCCAAACUGUUUGAACAGAUGAGCCCUUUGAUGAGACAGGAGCCCACCGAAGAAUCAACUUGCAGAAAUGGAAAAGAGGACACUUCAGCAACCAUGGAGAUGAUCUAAUGUGAGUCAAAGGAGAAAGUGGGGUUUCUCUCUGCAGCCUUCCACCCAGUGCAGCUACUUACUUUUUAACCUAUAAGAUCUGCUACUCCUGGCUUCUAUUGACUUUUUAAUCGAAUGCAGCCUCUAAACGUAAUCUACAGCUUGGCUA